Messenger RNA from Australozyma saopauloensis, 1695 nucleotides. RefSeq lists its product as uncharacterized. The record is from RefSeq and is a predicted model, not a curated record. The coding region runs from base 1 to 1695 and encodes 564 amino acids. The transcript has a single exon. Lineage: Eukaryota; Fungi; Ascomycota; Pichiomycetes; Serinales; Metschnikowiaceae.
AUGCCAAAUGAAAUUAACCAAAACGAGAUAACGAGGCGAGCCUCACUUACAGUAAGUGCGAGUCAGGCAGCGUCUGCAGCUUUACAGAAGCAUUCUCAAACCCCAAAUAUACCUCAAAUUAGAACCAACUCAUUAAGAAAUCAGGGCCGCACACAGUCAAUGAGAGCUUAUACAUACACACCAAGCGCAUCAUAUCAGACCGGAAAGCAGCUGUUCAGAGCGUCUAGCUUGCGAUCAAAUAUACCAAGUCAAUCCCUCCCGCUUCCCACCACAGGUCGAACUAGCUCUUUACGAGCCAACUCCUUACGAGCCAGCUCAUUGCGUGCAAAUUCACUUCUGCGCAAUUCGACACAAAAUCAUUCAAAUAACGACUUCCAACUUCGAUCAUCAAGUGAAGAUACAGAGGGCAUUUUGAGCUCGAAAACCGUCACUCAUGUUGACCAGUUUGGUGAAGUUCAAUCUGUUACAACGGAAAUUGUUCGGCAAUUACCAGAUGGGUCGAAUAUAAUUGAAAAGACAACAAAUUAUUCGCGACCUAGUUCGAGGUGCAAUUCAUCCAAGUUCACGCCAAAUUCACCUCUUGACACGGAAGGUUACAAUAUGUCAAGAAUAGAUGAGGAGUUAAAUGAUUUCGCCUAUUCAUACUUAGAUGACUCACCAAUUCCAAAUGCCAAUGUUUACGAAAAAAGUGCCCCCAAGAUCGAACAUGAAGGAAUUGGUGAAAAUUCAAACCGGAAUCGCCAAAUUCCUCUAGAACGAGUUCUUGAUUCGACUUCUGAGCACGAGCCCAUAAGAUUAAAGUCAAUCCUAAAGAAAAAUUCUCAAACCUUUUCCUCUCAGGAAGAAUUCAGCGACGCCAAAGCUGACUUAAACGGUUCCCCCUCUGAUAAACUUUCAACAUCCGACGAGAAUGGAAUAAAAUAUUCGGAAACCACAUCCAAGGUACACAGAACCCCAGUUGUGGAAACACAUGAUAACAAUAGACACUCCCUGAUUAAAUCGCUGGCGACCAGGAUUAAAUUUGCGCCCUCGAGUUCCGAUGAGGAGGACAAACACGAAGCUACAGAAUUUACAGACAGACGCAGUGGACCUCAUUCCUCGAAAGAGCAGCCUGAAUCCGAUGAUAAAAUCCUAAGGAGCAAUUACAAAUAUCGGAACCAUCACCGGGGCUUUCGAUCCCACUCUCUUCGAUCCUCAGGUCCCUCGCAAGCUGAGCUUACCAAAAAAUCUACAACCUCAACACAGAGCCCCGCAGUUACUGAGCUGCAACAGAUUGGUGUAUCAAAAAGUCAUGAUAUCGACCCGACCAUUGCACCACUACAAGAUAUAGAAGCUGGAAAACAUUUGAAAGGUCCAACACCAACAAUUGACAGUUUACCGAGCGAAACUUUGGACUUUGGUCAAAAUUCAACACACGAUCGUCGCAAAGAAGACCAACUGAAAACCUCCACAAAUGUUAUAGGAGAGAACUCCUCAUUAGCCAGGAAUGAAUCUGAAUCUCUCUCGGCUGUAGAAUUCCAUACAGGAAUUGAAGAUACUAAUACUGUUCAAAGGAAAUCAAAACAGGAAGAAAUAAAUUCACAGAAUACAGUCUCUAACCGACUUGACAAUUCGCAGACUCAAAAAAAGGAUGUGGACCGCAAAAUGGCACGAUGGAAAGCUUUCAUCAAAAAGUAUAUGAUUUCUAGUCGGUGA